Molecule: messenger RNA, 4374 nt
Organism: Heterobilharzia americana
Lineage: Eukaryota; Metazoa; Platyhelminthes; Trematoda; Strigeidida; Schistosomatidae
Source: the annotation of a GenBank genome assembly
AUGACUCUCUAUAGUUUUUGUCAUGUGAAGUUGACCUUUUUGAUAUGUCUUUUUGAAUUCCUUUUGGUGAUUCCUGUUGAAUCAGUCACUUACCCUCCAUCAUUCAUCGAGAUGCCCCCAAAAGAUAAAGUUUUUAUACCUGGCGAGGCAAUUCGUUUACCAUGUGUUGCUAGGGGAUCUCCGUCACCGAAGUAUUUUUGGUAUAAGAAUGGGAAAUAUUUCAAUUGGGCAGCCAACACUGGAAGGUACACGAAGUGGCCAGAUCACGGGACGCUGGUAAUCGCCAGACCAGGUACCGACGAUGACGGUAUGUACCAAUGUAUAGCGAAAAACCAGUUUGGAACCGCUCUAUCUGUCAUCGUUAAUGUCAAAAGAGCAGAACUCGGUGACUUUGAAUUGACGAAAGAGAAAAAGGUGUACGUUUCUCUAGGUCAGUCUGUCAGACUACCGUGUCAAGUUCCUGUUGGUUAUCCACAGCCAGUAGUUACAUGGCAAACAGAAAAGAACGCUCAAAUUCACUACUUAAAAGAGACUAACCGAAGAGCUACUGACAUUAAUGGUUACCUUUAUAUUGCGACAGUGAUUUCAGAAGAUGAUGACACAUUGUACACGUGUGUAGCAAAUAAUGAGGUAUUGCGUAUUCAAAAAAGUGGCCCAUCGUAUCGUCUUUCUGUCUAUGGACAACAGUUAACGUACUCAUUGAAGACUGACUAUAGGUCACCAAGAACAGAAGAUGCUGCAGUUGGUGAUGUUAUCCAGUUAAGGUGUAUUUACAGUGGGUAUCCAGAACCACAGUAUACGUGGUUCAAAGAUGAUAGUGAAAAAAUAACGCUACCCAAUGUGAAGAUAAAAAAUAUGGGUACCAUGUUAGAAAUCAAUCCUGCAACUCUUGAGUCUGCUGGAGAAUACAGAUGCCAGGGUAUAAAUGAAGUUACUAAAAAUACUGUGAACAGUCAAUUUACAGUUCAAGUUCGAGUUCGUCCACAAUUUAUAGAAAAACCUGAGGAUAUUACUGUACCUGUGAAUGGAUCAGUAACUUUUCGGUGUACAGCAUCUGGAGAUCCUCCUCCUAAAAUACGUUGGACCGUAAAUGGUGAAGAUCCAUCAGGUUACUUAGAUGGUGUACGUAAAGUAAUGCAUGGAAACACUAUGCAGUUGAGCAACUUGACAAUCAAAGAUAGUGCAGUUAUCCAGUGUAAUGCAUCAAAUAAAUUUGGUUACGCUUUUACUAAUGCUUAUGUCAAUGUUAUGCGCGAAGCACCGUAUUUUAUUAAAGCACCGGAAGCAGUUUUACGUGCAGUCGAUGGAAAUAAGGUGACGUUAUUUUGUCAAACAUUUUCAGCACCGAAAGCUAUUAUAUCAUGGACUAAAGAUCGACGACCAAUUAAUGGUGGUCGGUACAAAAUAUUACCAUCAGGUGAUCUGCUUAUCGAAUCUGUUGCUAUUACAGAUUCUGGUGUCUAUGAAUGUACAGCAACAAAUCCAUUUGGUAGUCAAAAAGCUUCAGGGAAAUUAUUAGUAAGACGUAAAACAAGAGUUGUUCUUGCUCCGAUCAAUACUAGAGUAUACGAGAAUGAUGUUGUAAAAUUUGUUUGUACAGCAGAAACAGAUCCAGCUGAAGUGUCUAAUCUCAAAAUCACCUGGUAUAAAGAUGAUAAUUAUAUUGAUCCCAAUUUAACACCAAGAAUUCAACAAGUUUGGUUUGAUUAUGCACUAGUUUUAAGUGGUGCUCAACCACGUGAUACUGGACAGUAUCGCUGUAAUGCUAGUAAUGGAUUAGACUUUGAUACAGCAACUGCACCAUUACUUGUUCAAGGCCGACCAGAACAAGCAAUAAACGUACAGGUCAACUGUGUUGAGUUCAUUACUGAAGAAUUGGCACUUGUUACCUGGUAUCCUGGAUCAGAUAAUUAUGCUCCUAUCAUGGAGUAUAUGGUUGAAUAUUCCACCCAGUUCGAGCGUGAAACUUGGUAUCCGGCUGAAAUCUUUAAUCUCACUGGUUUAGUUCAAAGUACUUCUGUGAAGGUUGUGUUGAGACCAAAUAUUCAAUAUCAAUUUCGUGUUCGAACAAGAAAUCGUGUUGGUGUGUCAUUGCCUAGUCAGCCAACAACGAGCACAUGUGGUAUUCCUGGGCGUGUACCAUCUGUCAAUCCGAGGGAACUCUACGUAUUCGGAACAAUAGGAAAUAAUUUGGUGAUUCGAUGGACAACGCUUCCAUAUAUAGAGCACAACGGAAAUAAUUUAGGCUAUAUCUUAACCGUUCAGUGUUUAAACUGCGCGUCAGUUCAACCAAGUGUGUUGAAUACUACUGUAAUUGGUGAUUGGAGAAGUGAUCGAAUUGUAUAUACGUCAUUCAAAGCUGGUGUCCUAGUUUCUGAGAUUGAACCAUAUAAAUUAUUCCGCGUUACUAUACAAAGUCGAAAUGAAAAAGGUGUUAGUACUCAGGCACCUACCAUGGCAUUAGGCUAUUCUAGUGAAGCUAUGCCAACAGUUUCUCCUCCUGCACCAAUCGUUUUAAACAUAACUGCUCAAGGUGUUCAAUUGCAACUGAAAGUAAUAGAAGCCAAUACAGAAGCUGACAUUAAAGGAUUCUUUAGAGGUUAUAGAAUUGAAUGGUGUGAUUCAAGUCUCGACACCGUUAAAUGUGAUGCAAAGAAACAGUUUAAAGACUUGAUAUUUCGUGUACCUAACACUCCUGUACUUUAUACCAAUCGUCGAAGAAGGUCAGUAGAUGUAAUGGAAGAAAAGGUAGAACAUGAAACCACAAGUGGUGAUAUAUUCCAUGCUUAUGAAUCGGUUCUAGAACGUUACUUACCUGUUUCUACCAAAGUGUAUUAUAGAUGGCUAAUGGGAUCUAUAGUACGAGAUGUUCCUAAUCCAAUUUGUCAAAGCAAUUCCAGACGAAACAUAUCGUGUCCAGGUGCAGGUUUAUUCCCACGGGCUGCUCAGUCACCAUCUGUUCUUGGAGAUGCUUACAGUAUGCUACUCGCUCGUAAGACGCGUCAAGCUCCUAAUUCAGUUGAUGCGUCAAAUAGUCAGUCAUUCCAAUCAAAAUUCAGUUGGGGUAUGAAAAUAAAUUACAUACUUACUGGUGUUCCUGGCGCAACAAAUAUUAAGUUAUGGCUACGAAUUUUAACUAACAAGUAUGCAGGUCCAGCAAGUCCUGCAGUUGAAUUCACGACACCAGAAGGUUUAUCUGGCCCGGUGUCCAAUUUAAAAGCAGAUGCAGUCAGUGUUAAUUAUGUAGAUGUAUCAUGGUCCCUACCAACUGAACCGAAUGGAUAUAUUACUGGUUACGAAUUCGAAGCUAUGGAAUUGAAUGGAUUGGAUAUUGGAUAUGGAUUUCGAUAUCCUCCGGUCAAGGAUAACAUUACGACAUUUUAUCGAAUGUCUCGAUUGAAAGGAAAUACAACGUAUCGUAUAACAGUAUGGCCAAUAACUAAAGCCGGGCUUGGUGUUGAUAAUUUCAUUGACAUACGAACUGCUCCUAGUGAUAAAGCUCCAAGUCCCCCGACAUUCGUUAUUACUCGUGUCACUGAGACUGGUUUCACUGUUAUAUAUGAACCUAGUCAUAUAGGUUUACCCGGUACAGUAUUCUUUGUACAGUAUCGUCAACCUGGUAUUGUUCAUUGGUUAGAGUCAGUUCGUACAUUUAUUAAUCGAACUAUAUCUGUUGAUGGACUGAUAUCAGAUACUUCAUAUACAAUUCGAAUGGUUGCAACCAACGGAGAUGUUAUGUCUGCAACAAGUGAAGAUAGACUGAUCCACACAUUAGGUGGCCCUAGUCCAGGAAGCUUAGCUGGAGCAAGUGGAACAUGGUUUGUUAUUGUCUGUGCCUUACUUCUUUUCUUCUUUGCCCUUCUUGUUCUCCUAAUACUGGUACGAAAAAGAAGACUUGAAUCUGUACAAAAGAAAGCAAAUGCUCCUUUACUUGAAUCACGUCAUUCUUUAAUGAGUCCCGAAUACGCUCAACCAGACGAUCCAGAUGCUCAAAUUUUGUAUCAUAUGCCGAGAAACAAUUAUCCUGCUUUUUCUGGAUCACGACAACCUUCAAAGGAACUAACUUUGGGAACUAUCGAUGAUGAUGUAGAUCGAAAUGAUAGUGAAGAUCAGUGGUCGCCUAGUCAAUCAGAAUCAAUUCGAAAUCGUCGAAGACAAGGUGUAGAAGCUGAAGAACAUGAUUCAGAAUUUGAGAGAUCCCCUGGACCCAGUGAUAGUGAAAUUGAACGAGAUAGCUUUAUUAGAUCACGAUCUACGCUACAAGGCCAGUCACGUUAUACGAAACCUUUACCUUCAAGAUAUAGAAACCCAAGUCCAGUCAACAAUAAUUCUUCUAGCCAGUCGUAUGUUACCGGAGAUCCAACUGUAAUCUGA